Molecule: messenger RNA, 2246 nt
Organism: Sitodiplosis mosellana (orange wheat blossom midge)
Lineage: Eukaryota; Metazoa; Arthropoda; Insecta; Diptera; Cecidomyiidae
Product: zinc finger and SCAN domain-containing protein 12-like
Exons: 8
Coding region: 236-2152 (638 amino acids)
Biological process (GO): regulation of transcription by RNA polymerase II
Cellular component (GO): nucleus
Molecular function (GO): DNA-binding transcription factor activity, RNA polymerase II-specific; RNA polymerase II transcription regulatory region sequence-specific DNA binding
Source: RefSeq, a predicted model, not a curated record
AAAAUGUAAGUGAGCGUUUAGUUUAUGCUAUUGUUUUGGUUUGCGAACACACAUUUCCAUGUCGUUUGUUGGCAAAUAAUUUUAGUUUUUUUUGGAAUAAUGAAAUAGGUCCAAAAUUUUCAACAAGCUUCCACCUACUUUGGAUGAAGCAUCAUUAAAUACUAUAAAAUAAAGAAUCCAAACAGUGAUUGAAAGUGAAAUUAAUUGUUUUAAGUAAAACCUUCACGUCAAAAAUAUGUCGCAAAAUAACCGAUAUUGUUGCUUGAAUUGGUGUCAAAAUUUUCUUGGCACAACGGAUCCAGAUGUUAAGUUUUUUCGUACGCCAAGCAAUCCAGAGCUUCGAAUCAAGUGGGCAGAAUGUCUUAAUUUAAGUCCAUCAGUUGGAUAUCGUUUGUGCAGUCAACAUUUCAGAAAAGAGCAUUUACGUACGAACGGUAGAUUGAAACCAGGUGCAAUUCCAAUACCCGUAUCACGGACUGUCAAGACUGAAAUAUCAGAGGCCGCUCCAACAGAGUGUAUAGAAGUAGUACAUAUUGAAGAAGUUGAAAGUGCUCCAGAUCAGAAAGAAUUGUGUCACACUUGUAUUCAAUAUGAAGGGCAAUUAAAAGCGGCUCGUGAGCAGAUAGUGCUGUUGAAACACAAGUUGAUCGAAUUGACGACCGAAAAUAAAAUGCUGAAGAAUCAAAUUCUGCUUGAAUCAACUGAAGAGUUGAUCUGUAACGAAGCGUCACAUGAAGAACUCAUUCAACAGGCAAAACAGAUUUGGAAAAAGACUGAACCCGAUGAAAUGAUUUCUGUCAAUGAACUAAUUUUAAAUGACGGUCCAAUGUCACCCGCUUUGCUCAACGUUGAGAUGGAUGAAUCAACGUAUGAUAAGUUGUUGGUAGAGGCAUUGAACGAAUCUUCGGAAGAGAUGGAAGAAACAAUUGAAACAACCAUUCAACAAUCAAAAUUAGUAGAUGAGUCAAUCCAGCCGCCGCAAGAGAUUAGCAAAAUGUAUUAUCAAUGUGGAUCGUGUAAUAUAUCAUUCGAUUCACCACGAAAAUUAUCCCAUCAUAUAAGUCAAGUGCAUAGAACGACUCAAGCCCUUAGCUUGCCUAGAUCCAAGAGUCAAUUUCCCAAAGCAAAAAAUACGCCUGUCCUCAGCUUGCCCGAAACGACGAAAAUUGCCCGCAAAAGAAAAAGAGUAGAGCGGAUUUUCCAGUGUUAUUUAUGCGGAAUGAAUUGCAGUACUAAACAAAUACUUCGAGCUCACAUGUAUCUCCAUGAAAGAUGCCAUAAAUGCGACAUCUGUAAAACGGCAUUAACCCAAAACGAGCUAAAUUCCCAUUUAUGUGGUGAAGAAAAAACCAUUCGCUGUGACUACUGCCCAAUUGAAUUCACCGUAACAUUAGAAUUGCUUGAGCAUUUGGAAAAGUCGCAUGAAAAGAGGAAAUUUUAUCGAUGCGAAAAGUGUCCAAAAUUCAUAGCAUCAAUUGCUCUGAAGGAAACUCACAUGAAGUCACAUGAGCUCGAUGCACCAAAGCGAUUUAUUUGCGAAGUCUGUUCCAAGGCUUUUACAUCAAGAGUUAAUCUAAGAAGUCACCGUAGAUCCCACGUUAAGACAAAAUCUCAUCUCUGCGAGGAAUGUGGCCGAGGUUUUAGGGAUGCACGGAAUUUGUUGAUCCAUAAGGGAUCACAUAUUCAUAGUGAAGUGCCAACAUUUCAUUGUCCUCAUUGUACCAAGAAAUUUUUUCAAAGGGACAGUUUCGAAAGGCAUAUUGAGUCAGCACAUCGAGAAGAUAAAUACGUGUGCGAAAUCUGCCAAAAUGAACUUUCAUCAAAGAAUUCAUUUGAACAGCAUCUGAGAAAUCACCGAAGAACAGAUACGGACAGAAAGUAUGACUGCAAACUAUGCCAUCUGAAAUUCUUUAAACGAGCAACUCUAAACGCUCAUCAGAAAGUACACACUAGCGCAAGAUUGUUCAGUUGCCGAUUCUGCAAGCUAUCUUAUAAAUACAAAGGGGAUUUGAACAAACAUCUGAAAACUCAUAUUGGAAACAAAAUUCACGAAUGUAAAAAGUGCUUCGAGCUAUUCGAAUAUAAAGAUCUUCUAAAACACGAAAAUGAACAUUACAAACAAGAAAAAGAAGCGAAUGAAACGAACAAGUAAAGGCGAAUUUUCAUACUGAAGUUGGACGAUUUGGUUUCAAUAGCUAAUGAAUGUGAAUAGGAUCAAUAAACAUCAAAAUUAAGUUUUAAAAAAA